Molecule: messenger RNA, 3350 nt
Organism: Papaver somniferum (opium poppy)
Lineage: Eukaryota; Viridiplantae; Streptophyta; Magnoliopsida; Ranunculales; Papaveraceae
Exons: 2
Coding region: 210-2618 (802 amino acids)
Source: RefSeq, a predicted model, not a curated record
CUAAAAAAAGCAGCUCCUUGUAUUAAUUACCUAUAAAUACACAAAAUCUGAUUGCAAUUUCAUGGUUUUGUAGCUCGGAUCCUGUCUCAAUUUCAGAUUUCCAGCCUUUCUCAGGCAGUUCGUUUCCUUCUUCUACUUCUUCUUUUUUACUGUAGGAUAUCUUCAGCAAUUUAUUUAUCAAUCCAUCAGUCAGUCAAUCAAUCGAGAUCAUGGAUGAAGAGGGUUGCAAAGUAAUAGUAUCAUCAUCAUCAUCAACAAAGAAACGAAGUGAACGCAAGUCUCCACCAUUGCCAAAGGCAGCACCUUGGCUUGUCUUUCCUUAUAAAGCAAAAGGUAACAAACUAAAUCAAGUUUUCUAUAAUAUUUGUGAACCCAAUAACAGAACCUGUAGAAAAUUCAUACCUGAAUUGAGUGGAAAAUCUUAUUGGCAAAAGCAUUCUCAUCAAGGCUGGCUAGUUGUUAUUUGUCAUCAUCCAGGAUACAACUACGCCCCCAACUGGGAUUUUGGUGAUUGUUUUCUAUUGAAUCCUGCAUCGUUAGAGACCAUUGCAUUGCCUAGUUUACUACCUUGGUGUCAAGACCCAGAUAAAUAUGAACUGUUAGACUGUGUUUUGUCAUCCGCUCCUACAACUAGUACUAGUACAAUUGAUAAUGCUGAUGAGCCAGUGGUUUUAUUCCUAUAUCUUCACUGGGGUAUAGAUGGAGAUGAUAGUGAUAGGUUUUUGGUGUUUUCUCACCCUGGAGACGAGCAAUGGAGAACAAAAAGUGCUUAUGGUAGUUCUCUAUGUGUGUUAAAAGAUAAGUUAUAUCUUAUGUGUAUAUUUGGUAAUUACCUAGAGAUUGAUAAGGGAAAGCUAUGGGAUGACAAUGACGAUUCCAUCGAUUUAAUUCCAUACGAGAUGACUAACGACGUUUAUUCUUUGAUAAGGCAUGAUGACCAUAUUGAUGGCAGAGAUUUUUAUGUGGAAUCUUCUGAUGAACUCUUCAAGGUUAUUAUAAAUUACAAUAGAAGACAAAACAUGAAGGUAUUCAACUCAGUAUAUGUAUUGAGGUUGGAUUUCUCUUCAAAGGAGUGGAAGGUGGUCACUUGUUUGGGAGAUCAUGUUCUGUUUGUCGGCACAAACACCAGAGCUUGUUGCUCGGCGUCCAAAAUGGGACUCGCUACUGGUUGUCUGUAUUACACACUUAGAGAAGAUCAAGCUCUAUACAAAUAUGAAGUACAAAGUAGCGGUAACUCUGUUAUUUUGCCAUGUUUAAAACUGCCAAAUCCAUGGUUCCGAUCAGAUUGGAUCAUGAUUCUUCAUGAACGUCAACAAAAGGAAGAAAAGGGAGUUUGCUUGGGGAAGGCAGUGGAGAAGGAUUUAAGUUUAAUUGUUUGCGAAAAGAAUGAGAAUAAGGACGGAGAAUGUGAAGAAAUAAGUCAUUGGGAUAUUCUUAAAGCUGUUCUUUUACGGUGUUUACCACGGUUCUCAUCAUAUUGGAUGGGGAAGAAUGAAAAGGACGGAGGAUUUGAAGAAACAAGUCCUUGGGAUAUUCUUGAUGCUGAUUCAAAAGAAUUGGUAGCACAAUAUCUUCAUCCAUUGGAUUACGUGCAUUUUCGUUCAGUCUCUAAAGCAAUUCGAGCAAUGAUGCCUGUAACGAAGCCGGCAUUCACAAAAACUAGUAUCACGAAGACCAUUUAUUUAUUUCCAUGGCUGGUGUUUUGUAGAGAUAACAACGACACCGUCUACAAUUUCGUAACCCCUGGGCAUAAUAGUGAGAACUAUCUCAUAAAGUUUCCCGAGUUGCUACUUGGUGCUGCUAUCUGUUUUCAAAAGGGCGGCUGGCUAUUAAUGUCAAGAGAGGAAAUGUUAUUCUUCUACAAUCCAUUCACAAGGGAAACCAUCAAUGUUCCUCACGUGCCGGGGCAUUAUUUCUAUUCUAGCAUUUGCUUUUCUUCGUUGCCAACUUCCGCAGACUGUACAGUUUUCGCCAUUGAUCAAAGUGAGGGAAGUACAAUCACCGUCUACUCCAUUACCAGAGGAAAACAGGUUUGGGAUAUUUUCAGCUUUAAUAAUGCCAUCCAGUAUAUGCCAUUGUGUAAUCCUCCAAUUUUACAUCGUGGGGCUUUCUAUUGCGUAGACUAUAAUGGACUUUUAGGAGCAUUUAAAUUAGAGGAUAAUACCUGGGAAGUUCUAGGAAUGCCCCGUGAUAGAUAUAAUGAUACAUAUCCGUAUCCAAGUUUCCUGGUGGAGAGUGGAGACGAUCUUUUAUUAGUGAAACUAGGAUGUCAAGAAAAGCUGGUUAGAAUCUUUAAAUUGAAUUUCCCUGGUAUGGACUGGGUUGCAGUUGAAAGUUUGGGACAGCAUAUGCUGUUCAUCAGCCACACCUCUUGUUUCUCAUCCAUCGCUCCAAGUAGUCGAAUGGAGAACAAAGUAUAUCUCCCUAGACUAUGUUUCAAUGGAGAAGGGAUUCUAUUUUAUUCACUUGAAACUGGUAGGUAUGACUCUUUUGGGGGUCGGCAUUCUUCUAAGAAUUUAUGUGAGACAGAGGGCUGGCGUACAAACUGCACCUGGGUUGAAUCUAAUUGGUGCAAGUUCACUCCUCAAGAGCUCAACUGGCUCGAGCCUCCUUUUUGAUAUUUUGGUGUGUAGUUUAUCUUCUUCUACAGGUGGAACACAACUUAUGAUCUCCAGAUUUUAAAGACUGUUGGUAUGAAGAGUAGAUGUGUUCAAAGUUGGCAUGUGAUUAACUGUAAAUUUUGUCUGCCUCGUCAUCCCAAAGUGCUUAUGUUUUGUGAUGGAGCUUCUAAAGGAAAUCCAGGGGAUGCUGGUUAUGGGUUCAUUGCUAGAAGCAGUGAUGGAGAAUUUUUUAUUGCAGAAUCAGGUGUAUAGGAAUUGCCACUGGUUUUUUUUUGCAGAAGUGAUGGCUGUUCUUUGUGCAGGAGAAUGGGUGGUUUUCAGAUCCGAUUCUAGUUCAGUCCUUAAAGCUUUCGUAACUGGCAAGGUCCCUUGGUUUGCAGUUACUAGGUGGAAUAUGAUCUGUAACAACUUGACACACAUGGAGUUUGUUCAUAGUUUCAGACAAAUCAAUUUUUCUGCUGGCAAACCGGUGAAAAGAGGAGCAGUUUGAGGAGGGGGAUAGUAAUUGUACAUAAUAAUAAAUCUACCUUCCUUGCAAGCCUGGGGCCGGCCUCCAAGUCAAGUUCACUACAGAUCCUGUUGAGUCUGCCUUUUCAGUUUGUUUUGGUUCUUUUUUAGUUCAGUUUUGUCCUGGUUUUGGCUUCCCUUUUCUGGGGUUUCUUUUCUUUUUACUUCUUAGUUUUGCAGCUUUUUGUAUAAACUUUUGCCACCUUUUGGUAUUAAUGCAAA